UCAUUCAGUUGAUGUUCAACAUUUGAACAUUUCGUACUUUUUGUGUACAAAAGAGGUCUAAACAUGAUAGAAAAAUUCAUAGAAGCAGCAAAAAAGCUUUCUUGUGUCCUCAAAGAACUCGUAGCAGAAAAAUCUGAGGAAGAUAAAUGCACCGUCGCUCUGUUUGAACCAGAUGAAGUCGAAGGAGACGAAAAAGUUGACAGCCAUCUUUACCAGAUAACAUUCAUCCCUCCAAAAACUAAACAUCCUCUUAAACACAUCGCUACAAGCUCUGAGAAUGGUUUCUUCCUGUUAGGAAAAGCGAUGUUAGAGAGCGAUUAUAACGAAGAUGGUGAACACGAGAUCAAAAUUUCGUUGGUUGAGGUAUCGAGGCGUAGAGUCGAGCGAGUGUUGGUUGGUACUCCUAUCUCUCAAGAAGUUAUCUAUCUCAACGGGAGUGAACCUUUGCAUCAAGGCAGCAGUUCUUCCACUUCAAACCGUAGCUCCAUGUCUAAAAGCCAGAGCUGUGUCUAUGAUUGGAGUGUAACAAAUGUCAUCGCUCUGCAGGCUAUACCCCUUCAGCAAACACGGUAUAUUAUUUCUCUCUUUGAUUACUGUCUGGCAAAUAGCUUGUUAGAUGGCGUUGACAACAUCCYGAUGUGGGUUUCAGUGGAUGAAAAGAACCCAAUGUCAGUUACCCACAUGGCAACCUUAAGGAAUGGCUCCUCCACAGAACAAAAGUAUAUAAAUCAUGUCGUAGUGUCAUGUAAAGGACCCUUCAAUAAACCAGAAGAUAUCCCAAGUAUGAACCAAAUGAAAACCUGGCAUAAACACAGGAGUCUGGGGUCACUUGUUGAAAACACUAGCCAUGCCUAUGCCUCRUAUGAACUACUAGGGAUUUCGCAGUCUCACGAGGUUGACGAAGAAGAUCAGAAAAGCCUGGCUUAUGUGGAAUUUACCUGGAAAGACAUAAGUAGCGUUCUACAACCCCCACCACUAACGUCAGACUGUGUACUACAUAUCCAAAGCUUUCCAGGAACUAUGCAGCUCUCGGCGAUAUCACUUACCAUGGAGGUCAAUAAGCUGUGUUCUUUCCUUGCUUUAAUUGCUGAUGCAGAACAGCCAUGGCCAGAAUUAAGUUCUGAAGAUGUUGAAGAUGUAUACAGUAAGAUGGAGAAGGUCUUAGAAAGUUUGAAUGCAGGAGAGGUGUACCAAGAAACUGCCCCUCUGCAUGAUGACGAGAAUGACACGAGCACUGUCUUCUCUCCACUUGCACAGCUAUCCCAUCAARAUUUUGUUCCCAGAAAGGACCUUGAUUUCACUGAGAGCUUAUGGCUAGUCUUGAAAGAGGCUGUAGACCUUGGUGACCUUACUUCAAGUCUCCAAGUGGCACUACUUGCCCUUCUAAAUGGCACUUGCCAGCCUGUCAUACAUAGUGCAAAUAAGACAACCUUGGCUGUGUUUAUCAGAGAGCUCCUGCAGUCUGAGACAAAUGAACAGAAGUAUAAACUGAGACUCAAGGUUGAGAAGAUGUUGGGAAAUGAAACGGCAUUAAAAUGCCUUGUUGAAAUUGGUGCAGAAAAACUGCUGAGAGAUCAUACAAACUACUUUUUGUCAGAGGAGCUCAUCACCCAAGAUCACUUGAAUUAUUACGUAGACGGCAAUGUUCCCUUAGCAGAAAGGGUAUUCAGAGUAUCAAAGCUUCACAAUGUUUUGGACUUGAUCCUUACCACCAAAUGUGUAGUCAACACAGGCUAUACAAAUUUGCAGUUUCUAACUCAAGCAGCUCUCUCUUACUAUGAAAAGAAUGACUCUUGUAAUCAUCCAUUGUUCUCGAUUUCUCUCCCCGCAUAUGGUGCUUCGUCAACGUCAGCUGUCAAGAACAUCAUCUCAACUCACCAACCUUCGGUGUGGUGCCUGGCUCUGACAUCAUCGUCCAAGAAAGGAGUGUUGACUUCUAUUGUGCAAUUAAGUACUGAAUCUCCUAUGAAUAAGUUACCCGAUUUUGAUGUAGAGGAGUCACAAAUUAAUGAAAAGGAAGACUUGGCCAUCUCUGGGACACUAAAGAGUAAGAUUCCUUACUACUUGUCCUUUGCACAACAAACCAUGGUUCCAUUAAUAUCAAGCCAGUAUUAGAUUAAAGGUUCCUUUCCAGCUGGAAAGGGUGCUUUAUAUUUGCUGUUUUAUGGUAAAUUAAUAUUGAAAAGAGGGGGGUUUGUUCACACCUCUCAAUCACCCCUGGCAACAGUUCUGGAUUGGUAAUACAAUAAAGCCGAGUAUUCACUAGCAAUGUAGGUUCACUAAAUGCUGGGCCUUGAAUAAACACUGGGUUCAAAUGAACAUCAGAUUAGAAUAAACACCAGGUGAACCUGGUUCAGUUUUAAAUAAAUGCCAGAGUCAUUUAUUUGAAGUCCUGGCAUUUAUUUGAAACUUAACUAUCAGCAGGUCAAAUAUUCCCCCMAAAAAAGACCUCAGAAAUGAACUCUGGAAAUCAAAUAAACAUCAGGUUUGAAUAAACAUUGGGUUAAAGUGCAAAUGAACCCUUCGACAAUACUUUCAGUACUGAUUCUACA
Actinia tenebrosa (Australian red waratah sea anemone) is the source of this 2552-nucleotide messenger RNA. RefSeq names its product protein zwilch homolog. Gene Ontology annotation, biological process: mitotic spindle assembly checkpoint signaling; protein localization to kinetochore. Gene Ontology annotation, cellular component: RZZ complex. NCBI's taxonomy places the organism in Eukaryota, Metazoa, Cnidaria, Anthozoa, Actiniaria, Actiniidae. The record is from RefSeq and is a predicted model, not a curated record.